AUGGAAAGAGCCAACCAGACCAGCAGUGUCUCCCAGUUCAUCCUCGUGGGACUCACGUCCCGGCCCGAGGACCAGAAGCCACUCUUUAUCCUCUUCCUCACCAUAUACCUGGUCACUGUGACAGGGAACCUGCUCAUCAUCCUGGCCAUCUGCUCUGACCACCAGCUCCACAGCCCCAUGUACUUCUUCUUGAGUGUCCUUUCCUUCACUGACAUUUGCUUCUCAACAACCACUGUCCCCAGGAUGCUGGAGAACUUCCUGUCAGAGAAGACCAUCUCCUACGCUGGGUGUCUGACACAGAUGUAUUUUAUUUAUGCUUUGGGCAACACUGACAGCUUCCUGCUGGCAGCCAUGGCCUUUGACCGCUACGUGGCCAUCUGUGACCCCUUCCACUAUGUCACCACCAUGAGCCACCGCCGCUGUGUCCUGAUGGUGGUCUUCUCCUGCUCGUUUCCGCACCUCCACUCUCUCCUACACACACUUCUGCUGAAUCACCUCACCUUCUGUGGCUCCAGUGUCAUCCACCACUUCCUCUGUGACCUCAGCCCUCUGAUGAAAUUGUCCUGUUCCUCCACAUUUGUCAAUGAAACUGUGAUAAUGAUAGAAGGGUCUGUUGUCUUGGUGACCCCCUUUCUAUUCAUUACUCUCUCUUAUGUCCAAAUCCUCAGCACAGUUCUCAAAAUUCCCUCAGCUGCUGGGAAAGGCAAGGCCUUCUCCACCUGCGGUUCUCACCUCACCGUGGUGACACUCUUCUAUGGAAGCAUCUUCUAUGUCUAUUUACAGCCUUUGUCCACCUACACUGUCAGGGACCACAUAGCCACAAUUGUCUACACGGUUCUGACCUGCAUGCUAAACCCGUUUAUCUACAGCCUGAGAAAUAAAGACCUGAAACAGGCCCUGAGGAAGCUGACAGGCAGGUGGAAACCCCAGGCAGUGCCCUCCUGA
Messenger RNA from Manis javanica (Malayan pangolin), 945 nucleotides. RefSeq names its product olfactory receptor 1L8. Gene Ontology annotation, cellular component: membrane. Gene Ontology annotation, molecular function: olfactory receptor activity; G protein-coupled receptor activity. NCBI's taxonomy places the organism in Eukaryota, Metazoa, Chordata, Mammalia, Pholidota, Manidae. The record is from RefSeq and is a predicted model, not a curated record. Gene Ontology annotation, biological process: G protein-coupled receptor signaling pathway.